AUGGCCUCCUCGCGGCGGCGCCACCACUUUUUUACCCGCGGACGGUGGCUAAUCCCGGCCAUCACCGUCGCCUCCGUCUUUCUUCUCCUUUUCUUUUUCCUCUCGAUUCUCGCGCCUUCUCCUAAUGGCAAUCGUAUCUUCCUUCUUCCCCGUCAUGAUUCUUCGGGAGAAAAUGAUGAUGCAAUUGAAGAUUCUCCGUUACCUGUUCCGGCUAAAGAGAAAGUCAGUAAACGGGAUAUGUGGAGUUCGAGAAAUUCAAACCUCUUUUAUGGAUGCAGUGAUGCUAGUAACAAAUUUCGAAAAGCACAAGAUAUCACUCAUCCUAAUCGUUACUUGUCGAUUGUAACAAGUGGAGGUCUUAACCAACAAAGAACUGGGAUAACGGAUGCUGUUGUUGCUGCUCGAAUUUUGAAUGCUACUCUUGUUGUUCCUAAGCUGGACAAGAGUUCUUACUGGAAAGACUCUAGCGUCUUCUCUGAUAUUUUUGAUGUUGAUUGGUUUAUAAAAUAUCUUGCGAAAGAUGUUUCAGUUGUAAAGGAACUUCCACUCAGAAAAGGGCAAAUCUGGUUACCUUAUAGAAUGCGAGUUCCUAGAAAGUGCAGUGAUCGUUGCUAUAUACAUCGUGUAUUGCCUGUACUUAAAAAGAAACAUGCUGUACAGAUCAUGAAGUUUGACUAUCGACUUGCAAAUAGUCUGGAUACAGAUUUUCAAAAGCUUAGAUGCAGAGUUAAUUAUCAUGCGUUGAAGUUUGUUGACCCUAUACUUAGAAUGGGUGAGAAAUUGGUUCAGCGAAUGAGGAUGAAGAGCAAGCAUUUCAUUGCUCUUCACCUAAGGUUUGAACCCGAUAUGCUUGCAUUCUCAGGAUGUUACUAUGGAGGGGGCGAUAAGGAGAGGGAGGAACUCGGGAAGAUACGAAAGAAGUGGAAAACAUUACCUGAGAGUCACCCAGAUAAGGCAAGGAGGCAUGGAAGAUGCCCUAUGACUCCUGAAGAAGUCGGCUUGAUGCUGAGAUCACUUGGAUAUGGCGAAGAUGCUCAUAUAUACGUAGCAUCUGGUGAAAUAUAUGGAGGGAACGAGACAUUGACUCCGUUAAAGGCCCUCUUUCCAAACUUCUACACAAAAUACACCCUUUCUAGCAAGGAUGAGUUAGAACCAUUCUCUACAUUUUCUUCUAGACUGGCUGCUCUUGACUUCAUAGUUUGUGAUGAAAGCGAUGUAUUUGUCGCCAACAACCAUGGAAACAUGGCCAAAAUUCUAGCAGGACGAAGGAGAUAUUUUAGCCAUAAGCCAACCAUUCGUCCAAACGGUAGGAAACUAUUUCGAGUGUUCUUAAACAAAAACUACAUGUCACACAAGGAAUUUGUAUAUAGAAUCAACAAAUAUCAGAAAGGCUUCAUGGGAGAGCCUAAGGAGGUAAGUCCAACCUGGGGUGUGUUUCAUGAAAAUCCUUAUUCAUGCAUAUGUGAGAAAGUAGAUAACUCUACAGGAGGAGAGGUAUUGAAUAGUACCUCUCGCGUUGAAACUUUCACCAAGGUAACAAAUACUGACUAUGACCCUGAUACACCUGAUGAUCUUGAGGUGGAUGUGUUGCUCUCGGAUUGAGAAUGUAUCGGUAAGAGCCUUUCAAGAAAGUUUUGCUUGUACAUACACCAUUUUUGCCAUGAUAUUCAUUGAGGCAUCAACAAGUACAAUGUUGAAGCCC
Molecule: messenger RNA, 1702 nt
Organism: Solanum stenotomum
Lineage: Eukaryota; Viridiplantae; Streptophyta; Magnoliopsida; Solanales; Solanaceae
Product: O-fucosyltransferase 16-like
Exons: 10
Coding region: 1-1602 (533 amino acids)
Source: RefSeq, a predicted model, not a curated record